Anthostomella pinea is the source of this 933-nucleotide messenger RNA. Lineage: Eukaryota; Fungi; Ascomycota; Sordariomycetes; Xylariales; Xylariaceae. The record is from the annotation of a GenBank genome assembly.
AUGUCCGAAGUACCUCUGACUUCGAAGCGGUACAUCGACGGCAUCUACAUUCCAGCCGCCUUGUUGGUCUUCGGAACCUUCAUCGUCAAGAGAGACUGGGUGCCAUACGCUGCUUUGGUGGCCAUUACCCUAGGGAUGUGGAAAUAUUUCAGCUCGCAACCCAAGAAGGUCCUCGUACCAGACAAGUUCCAGCAGUUCGAGCUCAAGGAGAAGACCAUCAUCUCCCACAAUGUAGCAAUCUACCGAUUCUCUCUACCAACCUCCACCUCCAUCCUCGGCCUCCCUAUCGGCCAGCAUAUUUCAAUUGGUGCUGCUAUCGCUCAGCCUGAUGGCUCGACUAAGGAAAUCGUUCGGUCGUACACUCCCAUCUCUGGCGACCACCAGCCCGGCUACUUCGACCUCCUCAUCAAGUCCUACCCCACCGGAAACAUCUCCAAGCAUAUGGCUUCUCUGGCCGUUGGGCAAUCGAUCCAGGUAAAGGGACCAAAAGGUGCCUUUGUCUAUACUCCCAACAUGGUGCGACACUUCGGUAUGGUCGCGGGCGGUACUGGCAUCACGCCCAUGCUCCAGGUUGUCCGGGCUAUCAUUCGCGGACGGGCUGCUGACGACAAGACCGAGGUUGACUUGAUCUUCGCAAAUGUGACGACCCAGGAUAUACUGCUGAAGGAGGACCUCGAUGCCCUGGCCAAGGAGGACGCUGGAUUCAGAGUUCACUACGUUCUGGACAAGCCUCCUGAGGGAUGGACUGGUGGUGUUGGAUAUGUCACCCCUGACAUGAUCACUAAAUGGCUACCGAAAGCCGCAGACGACGUCAAGAUACUGCUCUGUGGUCCGCCACCAAUGAUCAGUGGACUGAAGAAGUCAACCGAGGCUCUUGGUUUCCAGAAAGCCCGUCCGGUCAGCAAACUGGAGGACCAAGUGUUUGCCUUCUAG